AUGGCCCAGAGUGUGGUCUAUGCCGACCUGAAGUUCGUGGCACGGCCGCCGUCCACCGCGCCCGACGACGAUGACAGUCCCUACGAGAACGUGUCACCGCUGGGGCUGGUGACAGCAGAGCCCAGCCCAGGGCGCUGGACCCGGCCAUGGCGCGUCCCCACAGUGCUGCUGGUAGCCAGCCUGCUCCUGCUGCUGCUGCUGCUGGUGGCCGUGGUGGCCCUGGGCGUUUGCCACUGGCAGGUCACCCGCAGCCUGCAGGACUCCUCCCGUGAGCACAAGGCCGAGCAGGGCCGCCUGUCACAGGAGCUGAGGGCGCAGGAGCAGAGCCUGGAGCAGACCCAGCUGGAGCUGGCGUGGGCCAGAGCGGAGCUGCAGCGCGCGUGGCACGAGGGCAACAUCAGCCAGCUGGAGCUGGACAGGCUGAGCCUGGAGCUGCGCCGCAUCACGGGGGUGCUGGGCAGGACAGAGAGGGAGAUGCAGGAGGUGCAGGGGAGGCUCAACAGCAGCGAGAGGGCCGUGAGCAGCCUGCGUGCCUGCGUGAACACAGAUUGCUGCCCUUCAGGGGGCUGGGUACUCUUCAAGAGCAAGUGCCUCUUCAUCUCGGUGAAAAACAAGACCUGGGAGCAGAGCAGGGACGACUGUGAAAGGAGAUCUGCUCAGCUGCUGGUCCAGGAUGAGUGGUCACCAUGGACAGUGCCGUAUUUUGUGCAUGCAUCUAAGGCGUACUACUGGAUUGGAGGAAAACCUCCUUAUGUGGCAAGGAGAUCUAUGUGGAUGGAGAGCAAACAUCCCUCGAAACGCCAUUCUCCAGACUGCUGGUCACUAGUCCUUGGGGAAAUGUGGAAUCAGCCAUGUAACAAACCCUACCCGUGGAUCUGCGAGAAAUCCCCAAAUCUGAGCCGUGUGCCUGAGCCUCGUCCUCUUUUUCUGGGCGAGGACUGACUGCUGCCACCCUGGCUCCAUCCCUGGAGUCAGGACCAGGAGCUGGGUGUGCACCCUGG
Zonotrichia albicollis (white-throated sparrow) is the source of this 1001-nucleotide messenger RNA. Its product is annotated as B-cell differentiation antigen CD72-like. Gene Ontology annotation, molecular function: transmembrane signaling receptor activity. Gene Ontology annotation, cellular component: plasma membrane. The record is from RefSeq and is a predicted model, not a curated record. NCBI's taxonomy places the organism in Eukaryota, Metazoa, Chordata, Aves, Passeriformes, Passerellidae.